CACGCUUUCAGCACAUGCUCACCCGCACACGCACCGCACACGCACCGCACGCUUUGGCAACGCGGUCGCACUGUACCCGGUCGAACACCCCCUCCAAUCGCCUUCACUUCACUCACCCUCCCUCGUUUAGCGGGCCCGGCGCGUGUUUUAGAGGGCUAUCCCCCUCGACCCUCGACGCACCGACACAAUCCCAAGCACGUCCAUCCAUCUCCAGCUGGCCUCGGUCGGUCAGUGUCGGUAUCUGUUCCCUCUUUCUCUCAUUCUCGGCUCUCUCUCUUGUUGUCUCGUCCUUUCCCUCCGUCACCUACGUCACUCACCAUCUGCCCCUCUCCCAUCCCUGUCGACGGCCCAGCAGCCUUGCCGCCCAGGUUUUUCUUCGGACCUGUCCUGUACUGUACUGUCCCGUCCUCUACCUAGGUACUGUCCCGUACUGCAUCAUCCAGUACAGUAGGUCGGUAGGUAGGUACCGUCUUGCGUCCCCCAGCGACACUCGACUCCACCGUCUCAAAGGCGCCGCCCACCGCCGGCGCCCGCUCCAGUGCCUGGUUCGUACAUGACUGCAGCUGCACUUGGGCUAGGUACUCUGCUGGGUACUCUUCCAGGUACUCUUCUAGGUACUCUUUACAUUAACCACACCCGCUACAGCGCCGCCGCUACGCCCCGGUGCCACAUCAAUCCUGCUGGGCGCGACAUCUGCCUCAACCCACAACCGACAGCCUGGCCCAGCACCUGGCGCACCCCCGGCCUGACCUGACCUGACCUUGGCAUACCUCUCCCAUUCUACUGGGACCGACGCACGACAAACCUCGACACAACCAACAACAGUCACACACUUACUACUGCCCGCACUCACACUCUCUCACACACACCCCUCCCCUCUCACGUUCCGCUGCCUUCGCCUGCCUCUCUCUCUCUCUCUCUCUCUCU
Molecule: messenger RNA, 927 nt
Organism: Ilyonectria robusta
Lineage: Eukaryota; Fungi; Ascomycota; Sordariomycetes; Hypocreales; Nectriaceae
Exons: 2
Coding region: 15-557 (180 amino acids)
Source: RefSeq, a predicted model, not a curated record